CUUUCGUAUACUUUCCCGCUGGUCGGUAGGUGCUCCGCCCUCCGCCCUCCGCCCUCCGCCUUCCGCCUUCCGCCUUCAAUCUCCUAUUCUCUCUCUUCCAAACUCCGUCGAAGGUGCAGGAGUUCAUAUCGCCUCCUUUUAGGGUUCAAUUCAAUUUUAGUGCUUCGCUGACGUUUGGAUUUCCACCCCUAAUAAUUUCUAUGAUACUGAAUUUGAUUUUCGACUGAAACUUUUAUUCAGGGUUUUCAAUGGGCAGAUAUGAUUUUGAAGAAGAAUUGUCUGACAGUGACCCCGAUGAUGAUUUCUUGCAACACGAGAUUCAAGCGCUUUCCAAGGCGUGUAUGCCGCCGCCGCCGCCUACUACUACCCCCACCUCAGACGGUGGUAGCACUGCCGCAGCCACUGUCAACCCCUCCACCGCCUACGACGACAAAGAAUUUCCCGACGAUGACGAUGACGAUGAUGACUUAGAAUUAGUUCGUAGUAUAAAGGAGCAAUAUGGGUAUGUAGGUGAUAUUAAUCAACCAUUGUCUUUGAAACCCCUUACUACUCUACCACCUGUUCUGUCUGAUGAUGACGAAGAUGAUUUCGAGACCCUCCGUGCUAUUCAGAGGCGCUUUUCGCAGUAUUGCGGUAGCAAUGAUGCUGGUGGUGAUGCCGAUGUAACAAAAAACAAGGAUGAUACCUGUGUCGACGAGUCACUCCAAAAUGAUGCCGUUGACACGUCUUUGGGUAGUGAACUCUUGGAUGUACAUGGAGAUGAUUUUGGACGUGACACUUAUGAUGCUGCUGAGAAUGUGGAGAAUGUGGAGAAUUCUAGUUUCCCUUCGUCUGCACAAACAUUUAUGGAAGCCAUAAAGAAAAACAGGUCCUGUCAGAAAUUUUUACGAAACAAGAUGCUUCAUGUUGAGGCAAGGAUGGAAGAAAUCAAGGAGCUUCAAAAGCGCCUGAAAACACUUCGAGACUUCCAGGUGCAGUGCAAGAAGAAAAUAGGCCGAGCAUUAUCUCAAAAGCAGGAUGCUCGAGUUCAGCUAAUUUCAGUGCCAAAGCAGAGAGCUAAUAAAAAGGGUUCUGAGAAAAAUGUUUCUGCAAUGAAUUAUGGGCCACUGGAAAACUCCCAUGUUGCUUUGUACAAGACCGCUAUGAAAGAUUUUCCAUUGUCAUUUCGACGGGAGAAAUGGUCAAAGGUUGAAAACCAAAGUCUUAAGAAAGAAAUUAUAAAGCAGUUUCAGGAAAGAGUGUUCGAUAAAUCUGCAGAUGUAAUAAGUGCUCUUGAAGAACCUGGCUUUGAUAAUGGAGUGGAUGGCAUGAUAUCAUCAAUCACGAAUCUCGACAUUACUCCGGAAAUUAUCCAAGACUUCUUAGGGAAGGUAGACUGGAAUAAAUUGGCUUCUAGGUUAGAAGAAGAAAGGUUUCCUCGUCGCCUUACAGCAGAAUGUGAAGAAGAAAGGGUCCCUCGUCGCCUUGCAGCAGAAUGUGAGGCAAGGUGGUUAAAUUCGGAAAACUGCUUGAUCAACCGGGACAACUGGACAUCAAAUGAGGACAAACAUCUUUUGCUUCUCAUUCAAAAGAAUGGAAUCCAUAAUUGGAGUUAUAUUGCUCAAAAAUUGGAGACUAAUAGGACUCCAUUUCAGUGCUUGGCACGUUAUCAGAGGAGUCUUAACGCGAGCAUAUUGAAAAGAGAAUGGACAGAGGAUGAAGAUGCUCAACUGCGUUCCGCUGUGGAGUCUUUUGGGGAGAGUAAUUGGCAAGCUGUUGCUUCAGUAUUAGAAGGACGUACAGGUACCCAAUGUUCUAACAGGUGGAACAAAACCUUACUUCCCGCGAGACAAAAGGUGGGGAAGUGGAGUAUUAAUGAAGAUAAACGCUUAAGAGUUGCUGUCACUCUUUUUGGUCACAAAAGCUGGCAUAGAAUAGCCCAGUUUGUGCCUGGAAGAACCCAAGCACAGUGUAGAGAAAGAUGGGUUAAUGUUCUAGAUCCAUGUUUGAACCGAGGUCAAUGGACUGAAGAAGAUGAUAUGAAGUUAAAAGCAGCAAUAGCAGAACAUGGAUACUGCUGGUCCAAAGUUGCUGUCUGUAUUCCUUUACGAACAGAUAACCAGUGCCGUAGGAGAUGGAAGAGGUUGUUUCCAAAUGAAGUUCUGCUGCUCAAAGCUGCUAAAGAUAUAAAGAAGGCUGCUCUUAUAUCAAAUUUUGUGGAUAGGGAGUCAGAGCGUCCUACCCUUGGGGCGGAUGACUUUGUUCCAUUGAGGAUUACAGACUCAGCUAAUAACCAUGAAAAAGAAAAUGUUCCCCAAGCACGAAAUAAGUCUAGAUCAAGAAAGCGUAAAAGAUGUGAUGGAUCAACUGGCUUGGAUGAUAAACGUAGCAAGAGUGGGUAUGAUGCCCUUGAAAAUAAGAAGAGAAAGGCAAUUAGAUCUGGUUCCAAGACGGUGAAACAGACAGGAAAUCGUAAUCUUUCAACAGAAUCCAAGAAGUCGUGUGAAAGCACAGAAUCAAACGAGAACAGAGAGUUGGAGACCUGGGACGAGCCAAUCAGAGUCAGAUCGAGAAGGCCUCGAAGAGUUAGACUGAAGGAGAUUCCUGCUAUUAGUCAUAGUGGUGUGUCUCAGGCUGCUGGCGUACCUGAUACUACUAUGAAUAUGACUACCCUCGUGCAUUGCGCAAAUCAUGGUAAUAUUCUGGAUGUGCUUCAUGGUCAGUCCACUUCUGAUUCACAGUUAAGGAUACCUGAAGAAACGGUAAAAGGGUCGAACAUAAUUACUUAUAAGAGGAAAAAAAGGUCCUCUAAACUGCCACCAGGAAGGAAUGUUUCAGCUGAUACUACUCUUGUGGACAACUGUGAGGCAAUGGAGUUCCAAUCACGUAAUGAUGGCAAAGAGACCCAUUUCAUGGAUGCAGCUGGCUCAAAUAAGGAGAGUUCUGUAAAGCGUCAGAAUAGAAGCAGAUUGCAUCUUGAUCAAUCCGUGGAAUGGGAAGAUUUACCCUUAGUGACUAUGAUAAAUAAUAAAAGGUCCUCUAAAUUGCAACCAAGGAGGAGUUUCUUGACUAAGACUACUCUUGGGGAUAGCAACUGUGGGGAGAUGGAGUUGAGAACAUGUAAUGAUGGCAAUGAGGCGCAUUCUAUGGAUGCAGCUGUGUCAAGUAAGGAGAAUAAUGUAAAGCAGCAGAAGAAAAGCAGAUUGCAUCGCAAUCAAUCCGUAGAAUGGGAAGAUUUACCCUUGGCAGUCCUCCGUAGAAAAACUGUUACUCGUAUACAGAAGAGAAUUUAAUUUCUUGAACAGGAUAUGUUUUACCAAGUCUUGGAGAAGACAACAAGCUGUGGACAAGGGAAGCCAAGUAAGAAGGGAGGUAGUUGAUUGCCUAGAUGAAUUUGCUGGCUUAUGGUGUACAGAAGGUUGGAGUAAGCAUCGUGGCUAGUUUUCAGCAUGAGGUGGAGAUGCACAAAAUUGUUUGCAAACAGCCCUUAGACCUGGUUUGGAGAUGAGCUGUUAUAUUUUUGGGUUGAUUCAGUUCCCUUGGUUGAGGUGAAAGAAUACAUUCAACAAUUGAAUUACUUAUCCCUGUAGAUCGGGUUUCUGGACACUAUCCACGCUUCAACUGUUGUUUUGACCACAUCAACAGAUCUGCUGAGGACAGGUGAAGACGUUGGGUUAUUAAGCUUUCCAACUGAAGUAUCACAAAUUGGCUCGAAAAGUGCUGACGGUUUAAGUUGUUCAGGAACAGGACUGAGAUGAUGAUCGUUUUCCCCAAUGGACACGUACAUAAACAAGAGUUUAUUGUACUCUGUUUAUUUGUGUAACUUUCAACCUUGAGGAGCAUAACACAAUAAUGACGUCACGAUCAGGGAAUUCUCACCGAAGCAGGGAGGUCAGUUAUUUCGAAGAAUAAUACUAAAGCUAGGGAAGAACUUGUCUACAGGAUUUCUGAUAGCAAAGCCCAUGUUUUGAUCUAUAGGGAAUGCAGCAGAUAUGAUUCAAUGUUUCUGUAGGUAGACGGAGCAUAGAAAAGGGAAAAAGAAAAAAGAAAAAAGAAAAAAUAACAUGAUUGGGAAGCCAGAUCGAGCUGGGUUGAGUGAUUAGCUUGAAAAAAAGGAUAGGCCUCUUUGAAGUCAAGGAAGUUAGCGAGAGUAGUGUUCACUGUUGAGGAUGGACAGCAUUGAAGACUAGAGCGAGCAAACCGGGCUCUGAAGUUAAAAUUGUCGUCGGAUCAAUAAAAUCAAGUGAUGUUUUACCUUGCAAUUUUUAUUUGCUUGAAAAUGAGUUAAAAAAAAUUAGAACAAAAAUUUAAUUAAAAGGAGUUAGUUGAAGCAGCACAAAAACUUCGUAACCAAGUGCACUUUUGAUGACAUAACUUCAUUGAUUUCUGAGUCAUCACCUAGAAGAUAGAAGAUAUAA
Spinacia oleracea (spinach) is the source of this 4397-nucleotide messenger RNA. RefSeq lists its product as uncharacterized. Gene Ontology annotation, biological process: snRNA transcription by RNA polymerase III; snRNA transcription by RNA polymerase II. Lineage: Eukaryota; Viridiplantae; Streptophyta; Magnoliopsida; Caryophyllales; Amaranthaceae. The record is from RefSeq and is a predicted model, not a curated record. Gene Ontology annotation, molecular function: RNA polymerase III type 3 promoter sequence-specific DNA binding; RNA polymerase II cis-regulatory region sequence-specific DNA binding. The coding region runs from base 249 to 3272 and encodes 1007 amino acids. Gene Ontology annotation, cellular component: snRNA-activating protein complex. The transcript has 14 exons.